This is a messenger RNA of Empidonax traillii (willow flycatcher), 1339 nucleotides long. RefSeq names its product F-box/WD repeat-containing protein 1A-like. The record is from RefSeq and is a predicted model, not a curated record. The transcript has 9 exons. Gene Ontology annotation, molecular function: protein binding. The coding region runs from base 107 to 997 and encodes 296 amino acids. NCBI's taxonomy places the organism in Eukaryota, Metazoa, Chordata, Aves, Passeriformes, Tyrannidae.
AGGCUUAGAUCACAUAGCAGAGAACAUCCUUUCGUAUCUGGAUGCCAGAUCGCUCUGUGCAGCAGAGCUGGUGUGUAAGGAGUGGCAGAGGGUCAUCUCGGAGGGGAUGCUGUGGAAGAAGCUCAUCGAGAGGAUGGUACGCACGGACCCGCUGUGGAAGGGGCUGUCAGAGAGGAGGGGUUGGGAUCAGUACCUGUUCAAAAACAGACCAACAGAUGGGCCCCCCAACUCGUUUUACAGGUCCUUAUACCCAAAGAUAAUCCAGGAUAUAGAGACCAUAGAAUCCAACUGGCGGUGUGGGCGGCACAACCUGCAGAGGAUCCAGUGCCGCUCCGAGAACAGCAAAGGGGUCUACUGUUUACAGUAUGAUGAUGAGAAGAUCAUCAGUGGCCUACGAGACAACUCCAUCAAGAUUUGGGACAAAACAAGCUUGGAAUGUUUAAAAGUAUUAACGGGACAUACUGGCUCAGUUCUUUGUCUGCAAUAUGAUGAAAGAGUCAUUGUAACUGGAUCUUCAGAUUCUACAGUCUGGAGCACGAGCACGUGUGAGUUUGUGCGGACCCUGAACGGGCACAAGCGCGGCAUCGCCUGCCUGCAGUACCGGGACCGCCUGGUGGUCAGUGGCUCCUCAGACAACACCAUUAGGCUCUGGGACAUUGAAUGUGGUGCCUGUUUAAGGGUUUUAGAAGGCCACGAAGAGCUGGUUCGAUGCAUCAGGUUCGACAACAAGAGGAUUGUCAGUGGAGCCUACGAUGGCAAAAUCAAAGUCUGGGACUUGCAAGCUGCUCUUGACCCUCGUGCCCCAGCGAGUACGUUGUGCUUGCGUACGUUAGUGGAACAUUCAGGACGUGUCUUUAGGCUCCAGUUUGAUGAAUUUCAGAUCAUUAGUAGUUCCCAUGACGAUACAAUUCUGAUUUGGGAUUUCUUAAACGUGCCACCGAGUGCCCAGAAUGAGACCCGCUCCCCAUCUAGAACAUACACUUACAUCUCCAGAUAACAGUCUGCACUUUACUGCCCUCAGAAGGGUUCCACAGUCUUGAACUACUGGAUUUUUUGGCUACUACAUGCCUGAAGAUGUUGAUUGACAGCUAAAGUCAGAAUUGGUUCUAGAUGCUGUGUAGUUGCAAAGCAGCACAAUUCUAUAUCUAAAUUUCUUAAUCUUCCCUGCUCUCAGUGGUCGUCUUUGAAUUUGCUACAAAUUCACUGACUUGGAGUAGAUGAAUUUCAGAAGCCUAUCCUUCCCUGCCGUGAGAAAUCCAAAGCUUCACAUGUAAAUUGUCCGUAGAAACUGAACUCUGAUGGCUUGUUUUUCAGAAAUAAAUCAGAAGUCAAGAAAGGA